Molecule: messenger RNA, 1526 nt
Organism: Tarenaya hassleriana
Lineage: Eukaryota; Viridiplantae; Streptophyta; Magnoliopsida; Brassicales; Cleomaceae
Product: inner centromere protein B-like
Exons: 2
Coding region: 517-1314 (265 amino acids)
Source: RefSeq, a predicted model, not a curated record
UCUCCCUCUACACAUCUUCUCUCUCUCUCUCUGGGUUGUUCUGCGCUUUCUCUCUCUAGCUUUCUCUGGAUCCAAGCAGUCAAUUUUGCUUCAUCGUUUUCUGUUUCGCUCUAUUUUAUCCGAUUAAUCGGGGAGUUCUUUGAGGCGGCUGCUUCUAUGCCACUUUGCCAAGAAAAUGGGCAAGUGUAAGGGCUGCGGGAAAUUAGGACGAAUGCUUCCAAGGGAUAAGUCUGCAAACUCUUACGACGUCUCCCUUCUGUUGUCUCCUGUUGUCUCUGUUUGGGAUUGUAUUGUCCGUAAGAUGAGGUAUUCGUACAUACCAGAGUGGGUGUAGUUCUCAAGAUUGCAGCGAGCUUAGCACAGUUAUUUAGUUGAUUAGUUGAUAGAAGUAAAGGAAUAGGGAAAAGGAAAUAAAAAAACCAGCUACAUUAUGUAUACCUUUUAGGUUUUUCCUCUUUAGGGAAGUCCAAAAACCUAGUACACAAACUUGGGAGGGGGUUGAAGUCAAAAGCAAUCAUGAACAACACAACAUACAUGCAAGCUCCGUCGGCCCCUAGAAAAGCAAAGAAGAAGCAGGUGAAAAAUGAAGUAGACCGCAUCAAACAAGCCGAGAAGAAAAAGAGGCGUCUGGAGAAAGCCCUGGCUACGUCUGCAGCUAUCCGGGCUGAGCUAGAGAAGAAGAAGCAGAAGAAGAAGGAAGAACAACCAGAGAUGAAUGAAGAAGAGGCUGCAAAGAGGCAGCAGGAACAGCAGGUUAAAGAUGAACUGGACCGUGUCAGACAGGCCGAGAAGAAAAAGAUGCGCCUGGAGAAAGCCCUUGCUGCUUCUGCAGCCAUCCGGGCCGAGCUGGAGAAGAAAAGGCAGAAAAGACUGGAAGAACAACAAAGGCUGGAUGAAGAAGGAGCUGCCAUAGCUGAGGCUGUCGCUCUGCAAGUCCUGAUUGGGGAAGAUUCCGAUGAUCCAUGCCAAAUCAUGAUCAAUGAAGAAAGGGGUUUCAACCCAUGGGGUUAUGCCGCCAAUGUUGACUUGUACAUGGGCGGAAGAAGAGCCGAGAGCAUUCCUCAUCAAACUUGUGGCAAUUAUGCAAUUCAAGGAAUCGGGUUUCUGUCAAAUGCUUAUGGGAUAGGAAACAGUAGCUGGUCACUCCCACAUGAGCCUUUCAGAAGAAGGGAAGAAUAUGAGCUGUAUUGUGAUGAAGGGGGGUGGGAUCACAUGGGUAUAUCUGCUGAUCUUAUCGCGGCUCAGGCUGUUUCUUCGCUGCAGAUAUGUGAGAACGCCGACGCCAUUGUCUUCAAUGGGAUGUUCAGAGGAUGAUUUGAUUUGCCAUUGCAGCAGUCAGUUGCCAGUAGAUUAAGCUACUGCACAUCUCGACUCGAGCAAGUGUGUAGUGAUAUGGCUUGUGUUCUUAUCUUCCAUAAAUGUCUCUCUGAUGUUUGGGGAUGUUGGAAACAGACAAGACGCUGUUUGUUUUGUUUCGUGUUUGUAACCGUACCCGCUUGCUUGAUUGUGUUAUCUGCCUUUAUCGU